AUGUGGCAGGGAGAACAUUUCUCCCGCUCGAGGAGGUCUGAGCGCUUGAUGAGUAACUUUCGUGAAGUCCUUUCACACUGUGACCUGCAUGACCUCGGCUUUGUGGGCACCCCAUGGACAUACGACAAUCAUAGGAAGGGAGAUAGUAAUGUGCGUGUUCGUCUUGACCGGGCUGUGGCAUCGCCGGCGUGGAACACCUUAUUCCCAGGGAUGCGAGUGCAGCAUAUACAGUCGUCUCGCUCUGAUCACACACCCCUGUUGCUUGCUGCUGAUCAUGAUAGUCCCGUGCGUGAGAGAAGGCCUAUUCGGCGGUAUGAGGUAGCCUGGGAAAGAGAACCAUCGCUUGCUGCGGCAAUUGAGGAAGCUUGGAGUAGGCGUGUGGCGUCUUCAAUGUGGCCUAGGCAAAGUCCAAUUCAGGGCCAACAUGAUGGAUCAACCGCAUGUGGGGUGGAACAAGAGCAUAGACCAAGUCUGGGGGCCAUUAGUGGAGCGUUUGGCUCCAUGAUGGGUUCACUGUACAGCUGGAAGUCAAAAAAAUUUCCGUCGAUUCCGCGGGAACUGGAGAAGCUAAGGAAAGAACUACAGACUUUGGCUGAUUUGACUGAUGAAACAAGCAUCAGGCUGAAAAAGAAGUUGACUGAAGAGAUGGAUGAAAUGCUGUACAGAGAAGAACUAUCAUGGCUGCAGCGGUCUCGAGUUGAUUGGCUCCGUGCCGGGGAUCGCAAUACGAAGUACUUUCACCGUAGAGCGUCGCGUAGACAACAAAAAAAUAAAAUUCGUAAUCUGAAACGGCCAGAUGGGACAGUAACAACUGACUGUGAGGAGAUGGAGCAACUAGCUACAGGUUUUUUCCAGAACCUAUUCACAAAAGAUGCAAGUGUGACAGCAUCCGUUAUCAUUGAUCUUCUCCAAGCAAAAGUUGAUGAUCAAAUGAAUGAAAGUCUUACGGCACCCUUCUCAGAAAAGGAGAUUGGAGAUGCUUUGUUUCAAAUUGGACCAUUAAAAGCUCCCGGCCCGGAUGGUUACCCAGCUAGAUUUCUUCAAAGGAAUUGGGGUACACUAAAAAAUGAUGUAGUGUCUGCAGUACAACGCUUUUUCGAUGAAGGAAUAAUGCCAGAUGAGGUAAAUGAUACAUCUAUAGUGCUCAUUCCAAAGAAAAAUAAUCCAGAGGAACUGAAGGAUUAUAGGCCAAUAAGCCUGUGCAAUGUUCUGUUCAAAAUUGUUUCCAAGUGUUUGGUUAAUCGCUUGCGUCCUCUGCUACAGGAUAUUAUUGGACCUUAUCAGAGUGCUUUUAUUCCUGGAAGAUUAAUUACUGAUAAUGCACUCAUUGCUUUCGAGUGUAUUCAUUCUAUACAGACAGGUUCUCGAGGAGAUUUUUGCGCUUAUAAAUUGGACAUGGCCAAGGCUUAUGACCGUGUUGACUGGAGGUUUCUUGAGGGAGUUUUAGCGAAAUUGGGCUUUCAUAGCAAAUGGAUACGGUGGGUGAUGACGUGUGUGACCACCGUACGCUACUCGGUUCGCUUCAAUGGUCAUUUGUUGGACUCCUUCUCUCCAUCACGUGGGCUGCGCCAAGGUGAUCCACUUUCACCCUAUUUAUUUCUCUUCGUUGCGGAUGGCCUAUCUACUCUAAUAAGACAGGAAAUCGAAAGUGCUUCCCUACGGGAGGUUCACAUUUGCCGUAGAGGCCCUGGUAUUUCACAUCUCCUCUUUGCAGAUGACUGUCUUCUAUUUUUUGAGGGCAAUGUGCAGCAAACUUUGGUGAUUAAAUCUAUUCUUGAUAAGUAUGAGAAAGGGACUGGUCAGCUUGUUAGUCUGGGCAAGUGCUCCAUCCUCUUUGGUGAUAAAAGUUCUGCAGAUACACAACACUCCAUGCAAGAAAUUCUGAAGUAUGAAACACAGUGCUUUGAGGAGAAGUAUCUCGGACUGCCGGUCCCUGAAGGCAAAAUGAAGAAUGGUAAAUUUCAACCGAUCAAGGAGAAAUUUGUGAAACGUGCUAGUGAUUGGAUUGAAAAAUAUAUGUCCAGUGGCGCUAAAGAAAUUUUGGUAAAGGCAAUUCUCCAAUCACUUCCCACAUAUGCUAUGGGGGUGUUCAGAUUUCCUAGUGGCCUCAUUGAGGAGCUCAAUCAAAUUGUCAGAAACUUCUGGUGGGGCGACGAGCAUAAUAGGAGGCGUUUACAUUGGAUGUCAUGGGAGAAAGUUACGCGACCUAAAGCACACGGAGGGAUGGGGUUCCGUGAUUUCCAUCUUUUUAAUCAGGCACUUCUAGCUCGCCAAGCGUGGAGACUCAUUGAAAAACCGGACAGUUUAUGUGCAAGAUUUCUUAAAGCCAGAUACUAUCCAAAUGGGAAUUUAUUAGACACCGCGUUUAUUCGUAACCCUUCACCGUCAUGGCAGGGUGUUGUACAUGGAUUAGAGCUUCUGAAAAAGGGUGCCAUCUGGAGGAUCGGUACAGGGUCCCAAGUCCGCAUCUGGAGGGACAAUUGGCUUCCGAGAGCUGACUCACUAAAAGUAUCGGGUAAGAAGAAGGAUAAUAGGCUGAGAUGGGUUUCAGACCUCAUAGACCCAGUGACAAGAACCUGGAGAGGAGAUGUAAUCCAAAAAUAUUUCUACCCACAUGACGCAGAAGCGAUUCUUGCAAUCAAGCUCACACAGCGGCCCACGGACGAUUUUAUUGCCUGGAAUAUGGAAAACAAUGGACUUUUUACAGUCAGAUCAGCAUAUCGAUUGGGUUUGCAGCCGUGUUUAAAUCACCUCGCAUCAGGCCAAUCUAGUUCUGAUCCUUUGGGUGAUCGCCCUGUUUGGGAUAGUAUUUGGAAAGCAAAUGUCCCGCAGAAAAUUCGUGUCUUUGGUUGGAGGGCUGCCACAAAUACGCUUGCAGUUUUAGAGAAUGUCCAUCGCAGAAUUAGCACAACUAGACCAACAUGCUCUAUUUGUGGAUCAGCGGAAGAAGACACGCAUCAUGCUCUGGUUGAGUGCACACUUGCUAAGGCGUUACGACAUGGUAUGCGGAGUGUUUGGACUCUACCGCCGGAGUCCGACUCUGCAAAUCUGAACUAUCUGUCGUCGUUCAAGGAUGCCAAUGUGACCCUAGGUAGCUCCAAAGGAAAAGGCCUUCUGUACCCGAGCCAGAGUUUGGUGAGUUCUCAUGUUGAUGUUUCUAAAUGGUUACCUCCGCCGGCGGGUGCUGUUUCGGUAUGCGUCGAUGCGGGCUGGGAUGCUGUGUCCAAGAGAGCAGGUUCUGGAGCGGUCAUCCGCGAUGACCAAGGAUCUAUCAUACGGUCAAGCUGGAAGUUUCAUCCUUAUUGUGAAAGUGCCGAGGAGGCUGAAGCUAAGGCGUGUUUGGAAGGGCUGCAUCAACUCCUUCAUAUAAAUCGCCUUCCAGGAAUCCUGGAGACAGACUGCCAAAGAGUUGUUCAGACCGUCGUCUCGGAGAACUUUGAUCGCUCACCAUCAUGGAGUAUUUAUUUAGAGAUUAAGGAUCUGCUGCGGACAAACCCGAUGCUAGAGAUUAGGAAGAUCAGUAGAAGUAGUAACCAUGUUGCGCAUGGUCUUGCUAAGUUAGGCAAAUCUGGUGAUGUUGGUAUCUUAUGUGGUGCAAUCCCGAUCUGCGUAUCGGCGGCUAUUGCACAGAACUAUAUUUUGUAA
Molecule: messenger RNA, 3645 nt
Organism: Lolium perenne
Lineage: Eukaryota; Viridiplantae; Streptophyta; Magnoliopsida; Poales; Poaceae
Source: RefSeq, a predicted model, not a curated record